Messenger RNA from Lycium barbarum (goji berry), 1219 nucleotides. RefSeq lists its product as uncharacterized. The coding region runs from base 42 to 1100 and encodes 352 amino acids. The record is from RefSeq and is a predicted model, not a curated record. Lineage: Eukaryota; Viridiplantae; Streptophyta; Magnoliopsida; Solanales; Solanaceae. The transcript is spliced from 6 exons.
CAGGCCCUUCCACUCAGAAAAGAAAAAGAGGUGGAACACAAAUGCAAAGUGUACAUGGACGGAGUGAGCGCAAACUGAUCGUGCUAAAUGAGUUGCACCAACCCAUUGGUCCUACUGAAGCAAUUGUUAAAGAGUUGGGUAGCUUCCUCGGCACAUUGGCAAGGAAUGGGACCUUUUGUCCUCUUAAUGUGUUUAAAUGGAAGAAAUUGAAGACACAUGAUGAUAUGUGGAACUAUACCUUGGAGAAAUAUGACAUUCCUAAAGUAGCGAAAGAAUGGACUUUGCGAACAAUUCAACUUGCUUGGAGAAAGUAUAAGAAUGGGUUGAAGAAGAAACACUACUAUCGCUACGCCAAUGACGAACUUCGAAUGGCAAAAAGGCCUAAAGAAGUUUCAGAAUCUCAAUUUAAGGCUCUCCUCGAAUAUUGGAACUCCGAUACGGCUCAAGACAUGUCCAGAAAAAAUAUAGAGAAUCGAAAAAAGUUGAGGUAUCCACACACUGUUGGCAAAACAAGUUUUGCUAUAAUCCGUGAGAAAAAAAAGAAGGAAAAUCCUGAAGCUUUGUCAAGUAAGGAGUUUUUUGUGGCUACUAGAAGAAGGAAACCAGGCCGAGUAUACAAGGACUCAUAUGAAGAUACGACUAGCAAAAUAGCUGAAAUGGAGAGAAUAGAAACUCAAGAAAGUGAAGAUGGCAGUCAAUCAGUUGAUGCAUAUGUAUCAGUAAUGGGACCUGAUCAUCCAGGUCGAGUAAGAUUGUAUGGACGUGGGGUUACCAAGACUCUCUUGAAACAGAAAGCAGCGGAUUCUGGACCUUCUUCAAAUGUUACUGAUGAUAUGGAGAAAAAAAUGGAGGAGAUAGAAGAGAGGAUGCAACAAAGAAUGCAGGAAAAAUUCAACGCUCAAAAGGAUACCAUGGAAAAAGAUAUUACAAUGAAAUUCAUUGCAAAAAUUCAGCAGCUAAAUCCAGAAUUCCAACUUGAUCCUAAUAUGUUAAGGUUCAGUGUUCGUUCGCCAGGAGAAGCUUCUUCUGCACCUGGUAACAAUCAAGGUGUCGAAAAUGAAGAAAGGGAAGGAGACAGUGAAGACAUUGAUCUUACUUGAGAAGAUCUUUUAUGAAGAUUUCUACAUGUUCUAAGAAUCAUUUUGCUAUCGAACAUUUUGAAACUUAUCCUAAAUCUUGAAAUGUAAAACUUAAUUAUGCAUUUUGGGUUGAACAUUUU